AUGCCUGUGGUCGACCUCCAUCACCAACGAAGUCAAGCUGCGAGUCUACUUAUCCACAAUUCGCCCUAUCAUGAUGUACGGAUCGGAGCACCAUCAGCGGUUAUGGAGAGGCUUGACUGUACGGGACGAAAGCUGCUUAGACGGUUACUUGGCUACUUUUGGCCUGUCACAAUGAAGAUCUCUACGCAGAAAUUGAUGUGGAGACCGGCAAAUCGCCUUGUUCAACGAGUUCUGAGGAGUUUGCCUUGUUCAAGCUGGAAGAAGCCACCAGGCCGAAAACGGAAGUUCUGGACUGAACUGGUGAAAGAGGACCUGAGGACACUCGGCGUGGAUAGGCAGCUCAAGCGAGACAAGAUCGAGAAGGUUGGGCAGAGCUGUGUUCAAGGACGGCACACCUCGGCGAAGAUGCGGAUAAUCGCGUCAGGCGAUGACAUCAGUCCGCCGAUUAAGUCAAACGAUGGUGUCGAAGAGCUCAGGAAACAAGUGAAAGAAGGCACAUAUGAUACAUAUCCGUUUCUUCCAAAUACGCUCAUUCAACCAUUCUUUCGAUACAAAGAACUGUACAAGGUGUCGCCAAAAUACUCAGUCACCACAUGUCAAAUCGAAAAAACAACAUCUCUACUGAAAGACGCUAUAUUUUGUUUUUUGAAAAAUCCAUGGAAAUUUCGAGCGAAUGGUCGACGAAUCAGCACUGAACAGUAUUUUACUCGCCAAUGCAAAGACGAGUACCUUGCAAAGAAUUACUCCAUCGUUGGAAAAUCUCUUGGGCGAAUAAAGUUUGCUGUAUUACGAGAUCCUAUCGACAGGUUCCUGAGUGGAUUUGUGCACAUAUGCAUUAUGAGGCCCAAGGACGUAGACACCCGCUGUUUUGCAUGCCGAGGUGAUCUAACGUGCUUCGUGGAGGCUUUCUAUAAGAAGUUGCAAGAAGUGUACGCCACCAAAAAUAACACCUACAAUUUCGAGGUCGCCCACUUGGCGCCGCAGACAUGGUAUUGCAAUUUCAAAGAGCAUUUGGAUGACUUCAUUUUUAUUCGCUAUCAGAAGUGUCCGAGCCGGAUUUCAGCAUAUGCUCGGGAGCUGGAUAAGAUAUUUAAGAUGGCUCGUGUUCCCGAAGAGCUGCGCAGAGAGAUCUACAAUGAAAUUCUUGUUGGACGAACGCCGCACACCACUCGUGACAGCGGUCCACGCCACGCUGCUGAGCGCGAAUUGUUCAACAAUCGAACGUUAUUGGACAUAGUGUUGAAGAUAUACUUUUAUGAUUACAAAGUGUUCGGAUUUUCUCUCCCUGAUUGA
Molecule: messenger RNA, 1293 nt
Organism: Necator americanus (New World hookworm)
Lineage: Eukaryota; Metazoa; Nematoda; Chromadorea; Rhabditida; Ancylostomatidae
Exons: 9
Coding region: 1-1293 (430 amino acids)
Biological process (GO): positive regulation of response to oxidative stress
Cellular component (GO): membrane
Molecular function (GO): chondroitin 4-sulfotransferase activity
Source: RefSeq, a predicted model, not a curated record